AUGGCUUCUAUCAAGUUUGAGUUAUCUGACUGUACUCAUGCUCAAAAUGCCGCCAAAGUUUACAAAUCCGGUUCAGGCUCAGAAUUCCAUUUCUUGAAUCGGUUGCAACCCUUGGCUCAGCGAACGCUAUCAAAAGCUGAAACUGAAAAUGCCAUGAUCUAUCGACAGAAAGCUCCAACCAGCAUGCCCCAACUUCAGCUGAAGGCCACUUUCGGUAUUGCAACGCCAGAAUUACCGGAAGGUCUUAGUUUCGUUGCGCAUGAAUCCUGGAAUCAAGCCAUGCAUGGUUUUGAUACUUCCAAGGUUGCAGUUUGGGUAUCAAUGAAGAGUGUAUGUGCAACAACAUUAUGCCUAAAGCACUAA
Molecule: messenger RNA, 363 nt
Organism: Rodentolepis nana
Lineage: Eukaryota; Metazoa; Platyhelminthes; Cestoda; Cyclophyllidea; Hymenolepididae
Source: the annotation of a GenBank genome assembly